AGGAGAGAGAAAGAAGGAGGGGAAGGGGGAAGGAGAAGCAAGGCCGAGGGGGCCUGGUUAAGGGUGGCUGCGCUCCAGGACCCGAAGGGGGUGGGGCUGAGAAGAAAAGAAGAGGAUGGUUCUGGGGUCCCAGAGCUGAGUGCAGCAGGAGCUGGUGCGGUGGCUGGUGGGAGGACGUGGGAGGACGUCUUGGAGACCAUGGACACUCGGCCACUAGGAUCAACAAGAUGAGCUGCAGCUGUUCAGGACUGAGCAGGGUCUUGGUGGCCGUAGCUGUAGCCCUGGUUUCUGCCUCCUCCCCCUGCCCCCAGGCCUGGGGCCCCCCAGGGGUCCAGUAUGGGCAGCCCGGCCGGCCGGUGACGCUGUGUUGCCCAGGAGUGAGUGCGGGGACCCCUGUGUACUGGUUUCGCGACAAGGAGCCAAGGCUGCUCCAGGGACCUGACUCCGGGCUGGGGCAUGAACUGGUCUUGGCCCGGGCAGCCUUUACUGAUGAGGGCACCUACAUCUGCCAGACCCUGGAUGGUGAACUUGGAGGCACAGUGACCCUCAAGCUGGGCUAUCCCCCAGCCCGUCCUGUGGUCUCCUGCCAAGCGUCUGAUUAUGAGAACAUCUCCUGCACUUGGAGUCCCAGCCAAGUCAGUGGCUUGCCCACCCGCUACCUCACCUCCUACAGGAAGAAGAUGUUGCCAGGAACUGGUCACCAAAGGGUGAGUCUGUCCACAGGGCAGCCGUGCCCACAGGACCCCCCGGGGGCUGCACGCUGUGCCAUCUACUGGGCGGAGUUCUGGAGCCAGUACCGGAUGAAUGUGACCGAGGUGAACCCCCUGGGUGCCAGCACGCGCCUGCUGGAUGUGAGCUUGCAGAGCAUCUUGCGCCCGGACCCCCCCGAGGGGCUGCGGGUGGAGUCGGUUCCUGGUUACCCGAGACGCCUGCAUGCCAGCUGGACCUACCCCUCCUCCUGGCCCCGGCAGCCACACUUCCUGCUCAAGUUCCGACUGCAGUACCGUCCGGCACAGCAUCCGGCCUGGUCCAUGGUGGAGCCCGUUGGCUUGGAGGAGGUGAUCACAGACGCCGUGGCUGGGCUGCCUCAUGCGGUGCGGGUCAGUGCCAGGGACUUUCUGGAUGCAGGCACCUGGAGCGCCUGGAGCCUGGAGGUGUGGGGGACUCCAAGCACUGGGCCCCUAACAAAUGAGAUUCCUGAUGCGGGCAAGAUUCACACACAGCUGGUGGACAGCACCGCUCCUCCAAGGCCUUCUCCGCAGCCAGACCCGCGGCCACUGGAUCACAGGGACUCUCUGGAGCAGAUGGUUGUGCUGGCGUCUUUGGGAAUCUUCUCUUUCCUGGGACUGGCAGCGGGGGCCCUUGCACUGGGGUUCUGGCUGAGGCUGAGAUGGGGCGGGAAGGAUGCACACCAGAAGCCUGGAUUCCUGGCCUUGAGGAUUCCAGCCGACAAGCUUCCCGGUACUCCAGACCUGUAGAAGACCCACAAGAGCUUCAGAUGAUUCCACCUGUAACUGUCUGCUGGUGUGGAUGGAUGGACAGAUAGAACCAGGCAGGGCAGUAGAUCCCUGUGGAUGGGGUCUCAGCUGGAAGUUCUGUUUGGAGCUCACUUCUUUGAGACUCUCUAUUCCAAACUUGCCAGCUGGAAAGUGUCUGGACCUCUGACUUCAUCCAAGAGCUGAAGUCUACCUGAAGGAUGUCUGUAAUGUGUAUGUCUGUGUCUAUGUGUGGCCAUGUGUUUGUGAGGUAUGGGACAUGUGUUCUUUGCAUAUAUGUGUGUACGUGGAAAAUAUGUGGGUCCUUGGCUCUUGGCCUUGCCCCUUGCAAGUGCUGUGAAGGUGCAGGAUAAAGAGAAUGGAGAAGUUCUUGGAGAUCGUA
Messenger RNA from Chinchilla lanigera (long-tailed chinchilla), 1878 nucleotides. It is a transcript of the gene Il11ra, whose product is annotated as interleukin 11 receptor, alpha. The transcript is spliced from 13 exons. Gene Ontology annotation, cellular component: external side of plasma membrane; membrane. The coding region runs from base 228 to 1478 and encodes 416 amino acids. Gene Ontology annotation, molecular function: cytokine receptor activity; protein binding. Gene Ontology annotation, biological process: cytokine-mediated signaling pathway. The record is from RefSeq and is a predicted model, not a curated record. Lineage: Eukaryota; Metazoa; Chordata; Mammalia; Rodentia; Chinchillidae.